Messenger RNA from Notolabrus celidotus (New Zealand spotty), 9935 nucleotides. RefSeq names its product serine/threonine-protein kinase WNK2-like. The record is from RefSeq and is a predicted model, not a curated record. Gene Ontology annotation, cellular component: cytoplasm; cytosol. The coding region runs from base 748 to 7674 and encodes 2308 amino acids. Lineage: Eukaryota; Metazoa; Chordata; Actinopteri; Labriformes; Labridae. Gene Ontology annotation, biological process: monoatomic ion homeostasis; intracellular signal transduction; positive regulation of potassium ion import across plasma membrane. The transcript is spliced from 29 exons. Gene Ontology annotation, molecular function: protein serine/threonine kinase activity; chloride channel inhibitor activity; potassium channel inhibitor activity.
GUUAUUGGCCGAUCCCUCAAGUCGUUACCAGGGGCGUGGAACCAAGCGAGCUGAAUGGGAAGCAUAUUUGUGUACCUCGCCGUGGUAUUGACUUCAGUGAGGAGGACAGACGAUGACAAGCUAAAACACAGUUGUCCGCGUGAAUUAAUUACCGAGGGGACGACCGGGGUGAACCCACAUAUGUGGUGUGUUUGAGCGGCCUGAGGGUCUUUGACUGCACGCUCCGCAUUCAGCAGGGCACGGAGAGACUCGGCAUCGUCAGCUGCAACCGAGGAAGAGGGAUGCGACUUCAAAGGAUAUAAAUACGACAUAUUGUGUCUUUUUCGUGACUAAAUGGGAUCAUUUUUAUUAAGCAAAGACUAAAGUUGAAUGUUAAAUUGUUUGCGGUCGUGCUCGUGGCUCCUGUGUGUGAAAAUCGGGAUAAUACACAGAUAGGGCGUUAAAUGGUCCACCUUUAUUUUUUUACUGUGGACAAACGAGGUUUUUCUUUUUCUCAUUCUGGACCUUUUUCUCCUCUCUGUGUCGCUUGGGCGUGUUUGCUCGGGUUUAUUCGCUUUUCACGAAGCUCCUGGUUUAAAAUGAAAUCCACUCGGUGCCAUCCCUCCUGGUGGUGUUAGGGGCCUCUGCUGGCAAUCUGCGUCACCGAGUGGGCGCUGCAGGUACUCAUCUCUGGAUCUGCAGUUUGGCGAGUCUAGUCAUGGCAAGAAUGACCUGGAAACCGAAGUAACUGAACUCUAAAAAUCCACCAUGGAGCCGGAGCCCAAUUCCAACUCCGUAGAACUGAAAUAUCCAUCUGUAUCCAACUCUCAGCGUGAGCUGGCCACAAAUAUGUAUGAGGCCAUGGGUGAUGGAAAUGUCAAUAUUGUGGACUCAUUAGUGAGAGGUGGAAGUGACCCCAGUGCAUAUCCUUCUUCUAGCUAUCAGAGGAGUGUUCACCAGAGAUUCAUAAGGAGGAGCCUCUGGUUUUCUGACACAGAUGAGCAGACCUUUGAAGCACCUGAAUGUGACAACAGGAGUAAGAUCUUGAACAUAAACCUGCGAACAAUAGUGGACAGGACACGGGGGACUAGUUGUGGGAUACAAGAAGGUUCAAGCACUGAAAGUCAAGGGGGGCAUAAAGACAGCGCAACAGAGAGCGCCAGUGCUGAUGAAGAAAAGGAGAAAGGCAGGGAUGCCUUAAAUCUUACGUGCAAUGAUGCUGGUAAAGCUACCAUCAAGGCAGCCAGUGAGGAGACUGAGGAGGAGGCCGAGAUGAAAGCAGUCUCCACAUCUCCAGGGGGAAGAUUCCUCAAAUUUGACAUAGAGCUAGGAAGAGGGUCCUUCAAGACGGUCUACAAGGGUCUGGAUACGGAGACCUGGGUGGAGGUUGCCUGGUGUGAGCUGCAGGAUCGUAAGCUGUCGAAAGUAGAACGCCAGCGCUUCAAGGAGGAAGCAGAGAUGCUGAAGGGUCUCCAGCAUCCCAACAUUGUCCGUUUCUAUGACUUCUGGGAAUCACCCGUGAAAGGAAAGAAGUGCAUUGUACUAGUAACAGAACUCAUGACUUCAGGAACACUAAAAACCUAUCUGAAGCGUUUUAAGGUAAUGAAGCCAAAGGUGCUGAGAAGCUGGUGCAGACAGAUCCUGAAAGGCCUUCACUUUCUCCACACCAGGACUCCUCCCAUCAUACAUAGGGACCUCAAAUGUGAUAACAUCUUCAUCACUGGACCUACAGGCUCGGUCAAAAUUGGUGAUUUAGGACUGGCAACUCUCAAGGCUGCUUCCUUUGCAAAGAGUGUCAUAGGGACACCAGAGUUUAUGGCACCAGAGAUGUAUGAGGAACACUACGAUGAGGCUGUGGAUGUUUACGCUUUUGGCAUGUGUAUGCUGGAGAUGGCCACCUCAGAAUACCCCUACUCAGAGUGUCAGAAUGCUGCUCAGAUAUACCGCAAAGUCACCAGUGGAGUGAAACCAGCCAGCUACAACAAGGUCAUGGAUCCUGAAAUCAAGGAGAUUAUUGGGGAGUGUAUCUGCCAAAAGAAAGAGGAGCGGUACACCAUUAAGGACCUGUUGAACCACGCUUUCUUUGCUGAGGACACAGGGGUACGAGUGGAGCUGGCUGAGGAGGAUGAUUGCAAAAAGGCAUCAAUAGCCCUAAAACUUUGGGUGGAAGAUCAUAAGAAGUUGAAAGGCAAAUACAAGGAGACCGGAGCCAUUGAGUUCACAUUUGACUUGGAGAAAGAGGUCCCUGAGGUUGUGGCACAAGAGAUGGUGGAGUCUGGCUUCUUCCACGAGAGUGAUGCCAAGACUGUGGGAAAGUCGAUCAGGGAUCGUGUGGCUCUGAUCAAAUGGAGGAGAGAGAGAACGGUGUCCGCUGCAGUCGCGGUGGAUCAAGGUGAAGGGGGGCAAAGGGCCCAGAUGAUAUCAUGUCAGGGAAUCCCUGCUGGGGCUGCACAAUUAGGACAGCCGUCGCUGGAACCGGAAGAGCCAGAGGCAGACCUGCACAACAGGCUGCGAAACCUACCAGCCAGUGCAACCUCAGUGACAUCAGACAGCACACUUGACAGUGGUAUGGGCUCGACUGUGUACUCAGACUCCCACAGCAGCCAACAGAGUGUCCUCUACCAGUCCCUGCUGGAGCCUAUUACUAUGGCAACACAGCAGAAUAGUUCUAUAGGUCACCAGAAUCAACCAUGUAUACAGGGGCUGCCCUCCUCCAGUGCAGCUGUGCACUCAACACUACAGUACCUCCAGGCAGGACACAGCUACCCUACUGCUCCAUAUGCUGGCCAACAAAGUGUCCCCACUCCAGAUCCAGCUGGUCUUCAUUCAUUCAACAUCCAGCAGUCAGUCAGUGCCGCUGGCUUCACACCUCCGAGUGUGCAACACACACAAGCUUCAACGAGUCUGUCAGCAUCAGCCGUGCCACAACAUGUCGCACAGGGCUACCAUGCACAAGGCCACCAACAGCAGCAGGCAGCAACAGCAAGCUCUUUGACUUGCACAAUGAAUGUCCAACAAACCUGUCAGAACUGUGUGGUUCCAACUCAGCAGCAGACUCAAUCAGGAUAUCCCUGUCAAGUUCAGCAACAUUCUGCAGCAGCAGCAGCAACCACGCUGCCAAUACAGCAGCCAGCACAAAGCUUUUCUGUUGGAUCUAUGGGAGCCACAGCCCAGUGUCAUCCUGCACAAGCUCCCAGCGCACUGCAACAGAUUCAAGCCGCAGGCAACCUGCCAAGUCAGCAGUCUGGUCAGAGCUCUUCCACACCAGCACUUUACAGCCAACAAAUACACAUUCAGCAAGAGCACCAACAGCCCUUACCGCAAAAUACUCAAUCCAAUAUUCAACUUACGCAACACACCGAGCAGGCUUUUAUGCAGGCUCAGCGGCAACAUGGCCAAGAAACUCAACAUACCGUACACCAACAUAUGGCACAACAGCCGACCCACUAUUCUCAAAGUCAUCCGUCUCCUGCUCUGCAACAAGUUCACGGUCAGACUACCAUGCAGGCUACAGAACCAAAACAGAACCGGGAUGUCUCCCAGUCCACAGUUCAACAGGCUCCGAAUCCAGCUCAAGCACAUCCUUCAUCAACCCCAGCUGUACAGGUUGCAGUCACGCAGAGUCAGAGCCAGUACCUGCCUGCACAGUCUGCUGCCGCUGCACAGAGCUAUGGAGGAGCUAACCAGUUUCAACCCUAUCUUUGCGCUGCUGCUUUCCUGAAUCAGAGCAUUCAGGCUGGUCAAAACAUUUCUCAGGUUGGACAAGAUGGCCAAGGCCUUGGGCAAAAUCUAAACCAGUCCGCUUCCAGUUUGCCAAUUCAGGCACAUCCUCCUCAGCAGUCAGUUGCUCAGGCGGCUGCCCAUCACCAACUCCAACCUCUGCAGAUUUCAAACUCUCUACAAACUGGUCAUUCGUCCCAGGUCCUGCUCCCCCAUCCCGAGUGUGUCCCUUCUGCUCACCUCACCCAACCUGCAGUCUUCUCCUCAACGGUGCAGAAUGGACCUGACCCUGGCACAGCCACCAACGCGUCCCAGCUGGACAGCAAGAACCCAUGCCAGCUUCCCCCGCAAGCCCAGAAUCAAGUUCAGAGCCAGAUUUCUGUACCGCAGCAUUCUGACUCUCAAAGAGCAUCAUCUGGGUCUGCCAGUUCCAGUCUGACUCAGCAAAAACAACUCAGUACUCUCCCAGGAACUGCAAGUCAGGUCCCAUCUGAGACUAGCACUGAGGAUCAAGUCUCUGAGAAACCCACUGGAGGACAGAGCUAUGACAGUCUGAACUCUGAUGCCACGUCAGGAAAGGAGAUGAGUGACGGCUAUGAGGGAACGCAUGGCGGUAAAGGUGAAGGGAAAACCCGUAAACACCAUCGCAAGUCCUCUCGCACUCGUUCUCGCCAAGAAAAGAUCAACAGGCCAAAGCUCCACAUGCUCAAUGUUUGUAACACGGGGGAUAAGAUGGUUGAGUGUCAGCUGGAAACUCACAACCAUAAAAUGGUCACUUUUAAGUUUGACCUGGAUGGAGAUGCACCUGAAGAGAUCGCUACAUACAUGGUUGAGAAUGAUUUCAUUCUGCCAUCAGAAAAAGAAGUGUUUAUUGAGCAGCUGAAGGAUAUUGUGGAUAAGGCUGAGGACAUGCUGAGUGAGGACACUGAGGGUGAGAGGAACUCAGACCAGGGAGGCAUUCCUAAACAGAGUGAUGGAGCUUGCACACUGGGAAUGGAGGGACUGAUGGCUUCUGCACCCAGCAGCCCACAGCUGGUGUACCAGCAGAAUGUCCUCCAUACAGGAAAGCGCUGGUUUAUCAUCUGCCCUGUGGCUGAGACCCCUACUUCAGACAAAGAAAAGUCAGAACCUCACGCCUCUGCAACCAAGGAAUCUGAAAAGUCUGCCCCCCCAUCAGUCAGGCCCAGCAGGAGCACCUCUACGGCAACUACACCAGCCACAUCUUUAUCAUCCCAGCCCAGCUCCUCCACCCUGCCGCCUGCAUCUCAGACUUCAGUCACACCCCAAGACCAAACCAUGGACAAAGCUUGCAUGCAGCAGCCUCCACCCUGUAUUCCUAAACAUGACUCUGCUGUUGGUGGUGGUACCGGCCGUCACAACUCUCUUCCUGUGGAAGAGCCUUGCAUCUCUGCUGUCUCAAUGGUAACGGACAUACCUUGCUGCGCUAUUGUUCCACCUGUAUCUCUGGAUGUUAAUGCUGUGGAUAAAAAAGAAACUGGGAGUAUGCCCUCCUCUCAAACUACUCAGACUAAUCAGAAGUCUAGUCCAACUGGAGAACUACCCCCCCAGCUUGCCUCCCAUCAGUCUGUGGUCCUGCAGCAACCCUACGCCACACCCAUGCAGCCUGGGACUGUCACCUCCCAGCCCCAGAGUCCAGCACAUCAGACCCCCCAGAACUCUCAAACAUCCAGCCACCAGCAGCCAGCAAGUGGAGGGCCAGGAGAGUCGGACAGUGAGGGACCAAAAAGGCCGGAAUUUGUAGACUGCACCAUCAAGACUUUGGAUGAGAAGCUGAGAAACUUGUUGUACCAGGAACACACUCCCUCUCAGCCCUCCACCAACGCAACUGAGGUCUCAGCCUCCGGUGCAGAGGGAGUCACCACACCUCCAGUGUCAGAGGGUCAGAGUACUGAGGGUGCACUUACAAAGAAGAAAGGAGAGCCACUGCCUCAGAUACCAGAGCGCACAGAUAGUGCAGGAGCAUUUAGUGACUCUGGAGUAGCAUCCUCAAACAAGCUUUUGAACAGACAAGAUGAAGUCGCUGGCUCUGGCUCAUGUAACUCCAAAAGCCGUUUUCAAAUCAUUCCCACUCCACCUGAGGUUAUUUGUCGUUUAGAGAAAAGCAAGACAAGCCACAGCUCCUGCAGCUCCACAGCACCCUCUAGUGGUUCUGGUGGGUCUCGCAGCCAGUUCCUGGGCCAAGGCAGGAAAGAGGACAGGUCCUCUGCGACAGCUGCAGCUGAUAAAGAGAAUGCUGAAACAUCCAAACCUCAUGGCAGUAAUCGUUACUCUGCACCACCAAACUUCUACAGGGCCACUUCCACUUCCAGCCCUGAUGUCACCCCGCGCCACAUCCCCCGGGCCCAGACAGUUGACACUCACAGCCACCUCCACUACCAACAAUCCUCUCACUUAUACUCUGAUUCAGCAGACGAGGACAGCAGCAGCGUAGCCCUUCCCCCAGCCCACCCUGCUCCCCCAGCUCACGCCCUGUCUGAGCACAGUGGAAGCGACCUCAUGAAGAGGGCAGUGGCCUUCCUGCGGCGCUCUGGACGGAGCAAAAGUGAACAGAGCUCUGACUCACCGAGUCGACAUCCCGUAGCAAUGAACGGUCACGCUUCCUCACCUGCCGCAGGACAUGCCCACUCAUCUUACAUCAGCAGUGACAAUGACUCUGAGUUUGAGGAUGCAGAUAUGAGGAAAGAACUGCAGAAACUGAGAGAAAAACACAUGAAGGAGAUCUCUGAGCUGCAGGCUUUUCAGAGGAGUGAGAUUGAGCAUCUUUACACGGAGCUGGGCAAAUCGCUGCCCCCCAACGUUGGCCUACUUCAUGCUGCACCCCCAACCGGCCGCAGGCGCAGGGCCAGUAAACACAAGCUGAAGGCUGGGAAACUGCUCAAUCCGAUGGUGCAGCAGCUGAAAAACAAUCUCAACACCUCCACAGAGAGGAAAGUUGAGAGUGGCGCCAGUUCCUCCAGCUCCCCGGCUAAAAGCUCAGUCCUGUCAGAUGGCUCUGCCCAUUCCAGUGGCAGUUCCAGCUCCAGCAGUCAGCCACACUCUGCCCCGGAGCAGGUCCACACCCAGCAGCCCUGUUCUUUGAAGGGCUCUUUCUCCUCUGACAACAUCUAUGCUGGACGUCACGGAGAUAGAACAGCCAACCAAGCUGGCCCCGGGCAAGGCUGGACGGUUUACCACCAAACGUCAGAGAGAGUCACCUAUAAAUCUAGUAGCAAACCACGCACUAGAUUCCUCAGUGGACCUGUGUCUCUGUCCAUCUGGUCCACUCUGAAACGACUAUGUCUAGGCAAAGAUCGCAGUAGUAGGUCUUCUCUCAACACUAACACAGCUCAGACAGCCGCCAAUCAAGCACAGCCGACACUCACCACCACCACACCCUCACCAUCUCCUCAGCCAAUCCCACGGCUUGCUCAGGUUCAGACCAACAACAGCAACAACAAGAGAGGCACAUUCACCGACGAUCUUCACAAACUGGUGGAUGACUGGACGAAGGAGACUGUAGCUGCGGCCAACCAGCCGCGGCUCUCUCUGAACCAGAUCAAACAGCAGAGACGACAGCAGGACCUGGAAGGCAAAGCAACCCCAAAGGGAGGAGCUACAAAUGAGAAGAAGUGCCACGGUGGUCCCAGCAAGUUCCGGUUGCCUCUCUCCUGCCCCCUGACUGCUGCUUUAGGCCCAGGCAUGCCCACAACCCUAGCACCCAACUCCUCAGCGAUGCUCCCCCCUGGUUACCUAUCGCCAGUAGGCUCUUAUGGCGGGAUGGUUCCUGGUCCUCAUUACCCCCAGCAGUGGUCUGGCUUGCCUAGUCCUGUGGGUUCAGUGGGUCCCGUAGGCCUGCUUGGUGCUACAAGAAAUAUACCCUAUGGCACAAUGGCAAACCCAGGGAUCCAAAACUACCCUCGGGCCUUGCACGACCCCGAGACUGGCCCCUGUCUGAAAACCACUAGGACUACCUAAUCUCCAAACUCAGCCCUGCUGUGGUUCACCAGGGCCACGUGUACAUAAUGUGACCUUGUAAAUAACAUAAGAGUGUUGGUAUCAUUUAUACAACACCUUUAUCUGUAGUUUGUUGUGUAUGAGAGUGUGUGCUUGAAUGUACGCGUGUUUACUUUAUAUUACAUGUUUAAGUAUGUAUGUCUGAAUACCUAAUGCUUCUUGGCUUUGGUCUUGACUCACAUUAUUCUUUAUUUCGUUAUUACUGCAGUUUUCACAAUGAUUUUGCCUUUCUCUGUGUUACGCACAUGUUGAACACUACAUUGGAAUCCAAAAACCAGUGGUUUGAGAUACAGUAACAGGACAGUAUUUAUGAGGAAGAUCUCUGAAGGAAUGUAGUGCCUUGAUCAAUGAUUUAUCAAUUGUUUUCUUCUUUGUGAAACUACAAGCAUGUCUGCAUCCAAGUUAUUUUAUUUAAUGGUAGCUUGAGUGCAGUCUCUCUCUUUUUUUUAAAAAUGCAUUACAGACACUUUUGUUUUUCGUUUACAUAUGAAUGCCCUUGUAGUACUGCACUAUUAACACAGUAUAUGCUCUUAUUUAAAUAAUAAAAUCUUAUUUUAACCCUUGUUUACUUUUCACCCAUGUGACAGGUGGAAUGCCAUAGUGGUGAGAUGUGCCGUUGCCUUGCAGAAACAAAUGGUUAAUAUGCGACUGACAAGAAAAAAAAAAUGCCAGCAGCCAAAAUCCACUUUUUCAGGUCAAAUGGUUAGGUUGGAUGCAGCCUCUUUUUGAAGUGUUGAACAGCACAAGAGUUUGCAAUUUUGUAACCUUGUGCUGAGAUAACAGGCAGUGUCCAGAGCCAUAGAUACUGUACAUAGUUCUUUCUACAGUAUAUGCCUCUGGUAGUGAUCAGAAUGUAGCAGUUAAUACUGGAAGGCUUGAGGCUUUUAAAGUGCAAUUUAACCCCUCCACAAAGCUUUGAUCGUGGCCUUGCCACAAGCCUUAUCUCUUAUGAUGUGUGCAACAGGAGCAAGCUGAUAAGUUGAACAAAGUUAUUAAACACAAAGCAACAGACAGAAGUUACCCGGCAAAGUAUAAACGUAUAAACCACAAUCCAAACUCUGAAGUCGAUCCUGCUAAAUGUUCUUUCAACUUGGCUGUCCUAUUACUCAGCAUACACUGUAUGUAAAAUGUUGUGUGCAAUCACAGUUAGGUCUGACGUUUUGAGUUAUUUGAUGUUUAAAGCUUGAUUUAUUUGAUGCUGCUAUUGUCUGAGGUUCCACUGUACAGUUUCGCAUUCUAGUCACAGAAAAUGGUACUUACAAUAAAACAGAAACUCCUCAAAUUACAUAAACAGAUGAGAUUCUUACAACGCAGUGUUAUUGCCUUGUUGGAGUUUUAAUUGUCUAUAUUUCCCAGGUUACUUUUGUUAAUAGCCUUUUUUUCAGUUAGAUAUUGCAAAAUUCAAAUGAUACUUGAUGCUGGAGAUUUGCACAACAUAUACGUUCCCUCUACCUAUGUUUAAAAGUUUCCUACACUGUGUAUAAUGGGUUUCACAGCCUGUACUUUUUCAAGUCACAGAUAAGCAUGGCCAACUCCCAUGUUCCACAACGCAAAGAGAAAUAAAACAGCUACUGUGGUCAGAAAUUUCACAUCUCCACAACACAUUUGAAAGAUUUACGCACCCCAAUCCUGCCAAGCUGUGAAUUGUACAGUUGUCUUGUACUAUAUAUUUGUACAUUUUGUUUGUCUGAUGGUGAAAUGUGUGUAUGGCGGUGAUAGUGGUGGAGGUGGUGGUGGAGGUGGAGGUGGAGGUGGAGGGGUAGUUUUGAUGUAUAUUAAUCCAGCAAUUCGGUUUGAAUUGGCCUUUUAUAGGAUAUUAUGCAGAGUCCUCUGCUUUGGUGAAAUACUUCCAGUAGUAAGAGAUUUCUGUUCUCUGUCACUUUUAUCUGGUAUGUUUUGUUCCACCUCCCUCGCUGCUACCUCAUGGGGAGCAGACGGGGGAAUAACUAUUAACUGCAUAUACAUUUGGGUGCAGUGAUCAAAAGGAGAGCUGAGAUGCAGAGAGGAGGCGUAUUUCUUCUAACUUUGAACAUCUCACUUCUCUCUAGAAGACAACAUUGCCCCCUGGUGAAUAUGCCCUGAUCGUCAAAGGCUUGUAUUUAAACUGUGUGGGAUUGCUUCUGCCUGCUGAUUGUCCCACUGCAUUACCCCACCCUACCCUGCUGCACUCUAAACACGGACUGUAUGUUGAGAGAGAAAUAAAUAUUAUUUUGUGCUUGAUG